This is a messenger RNA of Camellia sinensis, 645 nucleotides long. The record is from RefSeq and is a predicted model, not a curated record. Lineage: Eukaryota; Viridiplantae; Streptophyta; Magnoliopsida; Ericales; Theaceae.
UAAAUUUAACAUAUAUUAUGAGAUUUAUGCUUGCCUUCUGGUUUACAUGUACAAAGAGCGGAUGCAAUUGACCCUGCACUAAGAAGGUCAGGGCAUUUUGACACUGAGAUUGAAGUUACAACCCCUAAUGAAGAUGAACGAUUUCAAAUACUUAAGCUCUAUACAAAGAAGCUUCCUUUGGAUCCCAGCGUUGACUUGCGAUCCAUAGCUGCAUCUUGCAAUGGCUAUGUUGGGGCUGAUUUAGAAGCUUUGUGUCGCGAGGCUGCCAUGUCUGCAGUAAGAAAAUCUUCAGAUGCAAAUGAGGAAGCUGGUAUGCGUAGCUUAACAAUGGAUGACUGGAAGCAUGCAAGAUCUGUCCUUGGUCCAAGCAUAACAAGGGGUGUUACUAUGGAAAUUCCCAAGGUUUCUUGGGAGGAUAUUGGAGGAUUAAAAAAUUUAAAGAAAAAGCUCCAGCAAGCUGUUGAGUGGCCUUUAAAACAUUCUGCUGCAUUUUCAAGGCUUGGAGUAUCACCUGUUUGUGGGAUUCUUCUUCACGGACCUCCAGGGUGCUCAAAAACCACCCUUGCCAAAGCUGCUGCUCACGCUACCCAAGCUUCUUUUUUUUCCUUGAGGUUUGAUCAUCUUUCAUUAAUUUCAGCAAGAUAG